AGUGCUUCUGGGAAAAGGUCACCGAGGCCUACAACGAGAUUAAGUCGAAGGGGUCCCGCCGCCGCACAUUGAAGAUGCUCCGCGCUCACUUUGACCGAGUCGACAGAGAUGUCAAAAAAUUCUGUGGCAUCUACAAGACUGAAGCGGAGCCACGGGAGCCGACAUUCUGAUAUCGGCUUUGCGAGUCUAUUUCGACGACACCGACAAAGAAUUCAAACAUGUUGAUGUUUGGGAGGUUGUCAAAGACGAGGCAAGGUGGGCCAGCGGUGUCCAAUUCAGCACGGGCUCGACCUCGAAGCGCACGAAGCACACGGCGGGUGGCUAAUACUCGUUUAGUGGGAGCGGUCCAGGCAGCGCGGCACAAGAGGUUGCCUCGCAGGUUGAGGGCACGGCGGACGAUGAGGGGAUCCUCCCGUGGGCGCCGUCGGCCGCAAGGGACCAAAGAGCAAGACAUGGUAGAUGAGGAAGAAGAUCAGAAUGGAAAAAUCAAACCUCCAUUUUAGUCCAUACUUUAAUAAAAUUAAGUCAAUAAACUUAAUGUUCUGAUAAUUAGGGCUAAUUUCGAGACAAAGAUGGGACUUGGACGAGCAUGCAAAGUAGCAUCAAGAGUGUGGAUGUGGAGGAGCUGGAGAUGAUUCUAGAAGCAUAUUUUGUACAGAUUGAAGGCACGUUGAACAAGCUAUCAUCCGCUCUGAGAGAGUACGUAGACGACACAGAAGACUACAUAAACAUAAUGCUGGAUGACAAACAGAAGCAUCUCCUGCAAAUGGGAGUGGUGCUCACUACAGCCACUUUGACUGGGGUGUUUGGGAUGAACAUGGGCAUCCAGCUCUUUCACCCCAACUUAUAUGGGAUGUCCGACUGGCUCUGGACCGUCGGUGGAAGCACCAUAGCCUCUGUUUUCUGUUACGUAAUCGCUGUUGCCUGCUGCAGGUACCAACGCCUCUUGGAAUGAAGACGGAGGAAUAGAGUUAUGUUUUCGUGCUUGCUUUACCACAAUCCAAUGUUGAUCUUGUAGCUUUUUUAUUACUUAUGAUUAUGAGUUGGUUGCUUCACUUUUUGGUGAGAUACAAAGAUGUUGCUCAUUUUAUGAAAUUGAUUUCU
This is a messenger RNA of Salvia splendens (bonfire salvia), 1104 nucleotides long. Its product is annotated as magnesium transporter MRS2-3-like. Gene Ontology annotation, molecular function: magnesium ion transmembrane transporter activity. Gene Ontology annotation, biological process: magnesium ion transport. NCBI's taxonomy places the organism in Eukaryota, Viridiplantae, Streptophyta, Magnoliopsida, Lamiales, Lamiaceae. Bases 590 to 955 code for a protein of 121 amino acids. The record is from RefSeq and is a predicted model, not a curated record. The transcript has 2 exons.